Molecule: messenger RNA, 6843 nt
Organism: Anoplopoma fimbria (sablefish)
Lineage: Eukaryota; Metazoa; Chordata; Actinopteri; Perciformes; Anoplopomatidae
Gene: cbl
Product: Cbl proto-oncogene, E3 ubiquitin protein ligase
Exons: 16
Coding region: 525-3398 (957 amino acids)
Biological process (GO): cell surface receptor signaling pathway; negative regulation of epidermal growth factor-activated receptor activity
Cellular component (GO): plasma membrane; membrane raft
Molecular function (GO): calcium ion binding; SH3 domain binding; receptor tyrosine kinase binding
Source: RefSeq, a predicted model, not a curated record
GUUGGGUGUCCGCGAGAACAGCUUUAUCGCAGUUCAAAGCGCGACUUCCUCUCCUCAGUCCUCUGCGAAGGGCUCUCUGUCGUCAGCCCACACAGGAGGGCUCACACUGUCACACACACACACACACACACACACACACACAACACACUGAACUUCCCGUCAAGACACGGCACGGACGAAAGAGCUGCUGAGAGAAAAGAGAGAGAGAGAGAGAAAGAGAGAGAGAGAGAAGGGGGGGGACGACAUCGGGGGUUGUGAAGAGGAGAGGACACACUCCAGUCCACAGAGACAUGGUGCCAUUGUCCUCCAGCUGAGGUCCCCGGUGCUCGGCUAAUUAGCCUGCGUGGGUCCCUGCAGAGAGAGACCGAGCUAGCCGCAGCACGGGGCGGCUUCCAGAGGCAGCGAGCGGCCGACCGGGAGCUUCAUCUUACUCGUUAGGCGUACAGAUGGGAGCCUUUGUCGGAUAGUCACCCCCCUCUCCCCCCCUUUGACCCCCGCGCCUGCCGGUCGCUCUGACCGAAAACAUGGCAGGGAACCUGAAGAAAGGUGGGGGGCUCAUCGGGAUGAUGAAGGACGCCUUCCAGCCGCACCACCACCACCUCCACUCCCACCACCAGCCCGGGGCCGUGGACAAGAAGACGGUGGAGAAAUGCUGGAAGCUGAUGGACAAGGUGGUACGUCUGUGCCAAAACCCCAAAUUGGCUCUGAAGAACAGCCCCCCUUACAUCCUGGACCUGCUGCCAGACACCUACCAGCACCUGCGCACCAUCUUGUCUCGCUACGAGGGCAAAAUGGAGAUGCUGGGGGACAACGAGUACUUCCGGGUCUUCAUGGAGAACCUCACCAAGAAGACCAAGCAGACCAUCAGCUUGUUCAAGGAGGGCAAGGAACGCAUGUACGAGGAGAACUCACAACCCAGGCGGAACCUCACCAAGCUGUCGUUGAUCUUCAGCCACAUGCUGGCUGAGCUGAAGGCCAUCUUCCCCAAUGGUCUGUUUCAGGGUGACAACUUCCGCAUCACCAAGGCAGACGCUGCAGAGUUCUGGAGGCGCGCCUUCGGGGAUAAGACGAUUGUGCCUUGGAAGAUGUUCCGUCAGUCUCUCCAUGAGUUUCAUCCCAUCAGCUCGGGACUGGAGGCCAUGGCCCUCAAGUCCACCAUAGACCUCACCUGCAACGAUUACAUCUCUGUCUUUGAGUUUGACAUCUUUACCAGGCUAUUCCAGCCUUGGUCGUCACUGCUGCGGAACUGGAACAGCUUGGCAGUGACUCACCCUGGCUACAUGGCCUUCCUCACCUACGAUGAGGUCAAAGCGCGGCUACAGAAGUUCAUCCACAAGCCUGGCAGUUACAUCUUCCGACUGAGCUGUACGCGUCUGGGCCAGUGGGCCAUCGGCUACGUGACGGCAGAUGGAAACAUACUCCAGACUAUUCCCCACAAUAAACCCCUCUUCCAGGCCCUCAUAGAUGGCUUCAGGGAAGGAUUCUAUUUGUUCCCUGAUGGCCGGACCCAAAAUCCAGAUCUGACAGGACUGUGUGAGCCUUCGCCCCAAGACCACAUCAAAGUCACACAGGAGCAAUAUGAGCUGUACUGUGAGAUGGGCUCCACUUUCCAGCUGUGUAAGAUCUGUGCCGAGAAUGACAAGGAUGUGAAGAUUGAGCCCUGUGGUCAUCUCAUGUGCACUUCGUGUCUCACUGCCUGGCAGGAGUCAGAGGGUCAGGGAACCGGAUGCCCCUUCUGUCGCUGUGAGAUUAAGGGUACGGAGCCCAUUGUUGUGGAUCCUUUUGACCCCAAAGACAACAGCGGGGGCUCCUGCAGGGGCAUGUUCGGUGCUGAGGGUGCUCCAUCACCCAGCUAUGACGAUGAUGAUGACGACAGAGAAGACCCCCACCUCAUGAUGAGCAAACUUGCGUGCACGAAGGUGGAGCGCCCCCCUUCACCUAUGUCCAUGGCUCCUCAGUCCUCUUAUCCCCCUGUGCCGCCCAGACUAGACCUGUUACCACACAGACCUCCAAACCCCCCUGGUGCCUCCAGCCCUGGGGUCACCAGUAAGGCAGCAUCUCACCACAAAGACAAGCCUCUCCCUCCCCCCCCAGCGCUGCGGGAUCUCCCCCCUCCUCCUCCUCCAGACCGUCCCCACACAGCCGGGGCAGCUCCCGAUGGACGGCUUCAGAGGCGGCCUUUACCCUGCACUCCUGGGGAGGGCCCCCGAGAUAAGCUCCCUCCUGCACCCCCAAACCGGACCCUGGCUGAUUGGAACUCCCGUCCUGUUCCCAAGGCGCCCAUCUCUUCUUCCUCGUCGUCGUCGUCCUCAGCAUCCUCAUCCACCCAGGUCUCCAGUCUGGGAGUGGACAUUCGAGCAGGUGUCAGGGAACUCUCCAACCGACACUCUCUCCCCUUGGCGCUGCCUUCCGCUCUGGACACACGGUCAGACCCGUACAAGAACAACAGCUCCCUCAGUCUGGAUCACCAGCUGAGUUUUGCGGCAGUAGUCGGUCAAGAUUAUGACAACCCGAAAGUGAAGCCCUCAUCCUCAGCCAACGCUAUCUAUUCACUGGCAAUCAGACCUUCUCCAGCCCAGAGGCAAGUGCCAGGAGAGGAGGCACGUGACAGUGAGGAGGAGUCAGAGUACAUGAUCCCCUCCUCUCGCCCCAUCUUGCCCCCCAUCACGGCACCACCUGUAGGGGAGACCCCACCAGUUCCGAGACCUCCACACUCUCAGCCUCUAUCAGCACUCCAGACACAGACCCAAGCUACUGCACUCAACUCACGGCUGACAAUGGCUGAAGUUGAGGAUGGGCCUCAAAUGUAUGAAGCCAUGUACAACGUCCAGGCCAGGUCACAACAAGCCAGAGAUUCAGACUAUUCAGAGUUGCCCCCUCUGCCGAUGACCAAUGGCCCAAGAGAGCAUGUAGCCGAGGACAAGGAGGAGGAGGAGAACAGCUACGAUUUUCCAAAACCCCGGGUGCCAUUGGCCACGGCCCGACGGACCCUUUCUGAACUGGGGGCGUCAUCUUCCUCUUCUUCAUCCUCCUCAUCAAGCUCAUCCUCCACAGCUGCUUUCAGCCGCCUUUCUCUAGAUUCGGAUGCUGGAGCUGCAGCACCCUUCUCAGAGCCGGUGGAAGCACCAGAGAGACCUCCAAAGCCCCUGCCCAGACGGAUCAACUCGGAGCGUCGACUAAGCCCUGUCCCACCCGUCCCUGUUCCACCCAGUGGUGGAGCAACUGGAGGAGAAGCCAACCCCCAAAUCAGUAGCGAAAUUGAGCACCUCAUGAGUCAGGGAUACUCUUACCAGGACAUCCAGAAAGCACUGAUGAUCGCACAGAACAAUAUCGAAAUGGCAAAGAAUAUCCUACGCGAGUUCGUCUCCAUUCCCUCCACCGCGCAUGUUCUUACAUAGCACACUCCUUGUGCGUCGCUCUCGUUUGCUCUCUCGCCCUAGCUUGGCCCAGCCUGGUCGGGCUUAGGUUGGCACAGCCCAGCCCAAAGCCCAUUGCCUGCAGCGCUACCUCCGGUGCUGGCUGACGCCCUACAUCCCUGUGGAUUUUUUAACUGGCUGUUACACCAGUGAGCUCACAGCAUCUCUGGGACUUUGCGCCCUGCACUCCAUGCGCUUUCAACAGUGUCUGGCCUUCUCUAAACUGCUACAGCAGGCCUCGUCGUUUUCAUGGACAUCUCUGCGGGAGGUACCGAGCAUGUGUGGAACAAUGACAGGACAAUAAAUGGCACCAGACUUUUGUAGGAAUCCUGGGAAGACAGAUAUCUCAGUUGUUGAAGCCUCUGUCAUUCUGAAAAUGUAACCAACACCUCACAAAUAAAACUGAAAAUGUAUGUCUAUAUAAAAAUUUAAUAUAUGAGUAAAUAUAUAUUAAAUGUGUGUAAUAUAUACAGUACGUGCAUAUACAGUAUGUUAAAAAAAAAAAAUGACUUCAGCUUUGAGGGUUCCUGUUGGUACAAGUGAUAUUGGUAGGCGGGGACCAUUUUAAAGCCCUUUCUCAGACUUAGGGAUGUGAGAGUGUGGAGGAAUAAACGUGAGGAAGAGUCAGGAUGUCUUCUUCACCAGGAUGUGUCGGCGUCAGUUAAGAAGAUGUGCAGCAGAGCUUUUUCAUUAUGAAUUCAGUCUGUUAUGGCCUUUGAUUAACAAUGUUGCUUUGGUACUUUUUCAUUUUUUCUUUUUCAUUUUUUUUUUUUUUAAAAACAUGCUUGUUUUGUCGUGUUGUAUUUUUCAAAGUAGCAUGGCGAUGGUUUCAGGUCUGAACUGUUGUCUGGCAGUGUGUGUUUCUACGUGCGGGUUUGUGUAUGUUAGCAUGCAUGUAUGUGCGUGUCUGCCAGACCUACUCCUCAUGACCUUCUCUUAAAUGAACCCCUCUGUUCCUGUACAACAUGAAUGUGGAAUUACAGUCAGUAUACUCUGUAAACGUACUACUGCUCUAACUCAUAUGGCAGGGCCUUGUGUAGCUGUACAGCCAGGCAGUGAGAUUAUUAAGAGGACGUUCUAAUGUUGAAGACCCUGCAGUACCAGACAGGCUAGUGUUGUGUGAUCCGUGGUGGCUGAAAUGUUUUCAUUGUGUCUUUGUCUCACUUCAUUGGCUGGCUGGUUAAAACUUUCUGUCUCCAGCUCAGUCCAGUGUUAUGAAACAAAAAAAGAUGACAUUGAUUUACUUUGGUAAUAUUUUAUUGUAAUAUGAUCAUAAAAAUAUUAUUAUUCUAAUUAAUUCAGAAGUGCUUCACUGCUGCUACUAUUGUAAGUGCUAAACAAUUAAGCCUUAAAUGUACAUUUGUGAAUAUUGUGUUAACCAGUCAUCCUGUUUCUUUAAAGUGACAGUAUCAUCUGCGUGUCUCUGGUCCGUAAUGUAGCAUACUUGAAAGUACAAACGGUUUGGGAGCCUGCAGCCCUCUCAAGCCGUCGACUCUUCGGUGUUUAAAACGUUUUUUGUUUUUUUUUAAAUAUAUUCUCUGUGAUUCUCUACAGGUAGACUCUGCAAUAAAGCAAACUAAAUGCUUUUGCAAUGGAAACCAGCCGUUUUGUAAUAGAUUCAGGCUUCUCUUUCACAUUAAUUUCCUUUCUCUGUGGCAGCUCACCCCAACUGACUGGAAGUGACUGCAGAGGCUUUAGAAAAAGUAGGCUUAUGGGUUUGCUGGCCCACCCCCAAGUCUACUUAAAAAUCAGUAUUUGGGCCAACUGUAAGAGCUAACUCAGGAAUAAUGUUCAUCCAAACAAGUGGCGCUCAUCCGCGCUGUCAAAAACCCAAAGGAGACUCAUUGGCAUAAACAGCAGCUCACCUGAUGUCUCUUCAUCCAGGUGACAUGUAGCCAAAAGUAUCCGCUUAAUGAAGUCACACAAGUAGCCUGUUUUUUUUGUUUAUUUUUGUUGUAACAUAACUUGCACAUUGUUCCUCUUAUUUCCAAUGUUGGCAGGACUAAAACAGCAGCUUAAUUGCCAGGUACUAUGAAUGAAUAAGAUAAAUAAAUGCAAGGAACUCUGAGGUACAUUGACUUGAACCUCUCCCAGCAUAUGAAGAAGACUGUUUUUAGGGGAGGGUGUAAAUCAUGUCAAUAGCCAAUCAGCACUAGCUUAUUCUGGGUAAAGCUGUCUGUUGACUGGAAGCUAUAUCUGCGCUGUCUGGCUAUCCUCUUGUUUUUUUUUCCCUGUUCCUAGUUGCCUUGAGAAACUUCUUGAAUGAUGGGUAAUGGACGGGGUCCUCAAUCCUCAAUUCUGCACCAAUGUUUUGUUUAUGCUUUGAGGAUGCUUUGUUGGUAUUAUUCACCUCUACUUUGGGGUGGUUUUCUACCAAUUUGUGCUUUGAUACUGUCACUCUAAAGAAAAAUCUAAUUGUUCAAAGUUAGUAACAUGAAAAGAAAAAAAUGGCUGUUUUAUUUCAUUUUGCAUUCCUGUACAAGUAUUUUGUUCCAAAGGUUUUGUUUACUUCUGUGAAUAAUUCUGUGAGCAGUGCCAUAUGUUUAGAGAUCCUCACCGUGUUAAGAGUAAGGCCUUGAUUUUUGAAGAGAGUUUGUUGGUAUUGAUCUGUACCUGGUGAUCUCGGAAGGCUAGAUUGUGCAGUAUUGCUUGUAUUUAUCUGUCCUCUCUGCCUUGACGUGGCGCAUCAAGCCUCAUCGUGGAGUACCAGUGCUGAUCUGGGAAAAGUCUCCUUUACUUCGUCUUUCUUGCCUGAAAGAUAAACCAGGUCCCAGAUCAGCGCUCAGCCUCAGAGAUGCUCGAUGUGUACCAGCCUGUUACCCUCAGUCCCUGUGUUGGGGUACUUCAACUCUCUGCCAGAAGAGGGAGCUGUUGUUCCAUGUUGUGUCGCUUCUCAUCAGUACAAGUCAUCCAUUAACUUUUUGAUGGUUUUUAAAAGCUCAUAUCACUUUGGAAGUAUGCACAGUGCUGUUAAUAAAAUGAUAAGUAAAAGCUACCACAUUUGUUUGCUCUCUACAUGCAUAUUCAAAUGUGUUUAGCUUUUAGAUGCCAGAGAAAUAUCAAAUGCAGGCAAGUUGUUAAUAGUGACACUGAUGAGCAAUGUGUCUUUAUAACAGAAAAAAAAAAUCCUUUGGAUACUCAAGUAAUUUGUGAAGACUCAAUCAACUGCUAGACUUACUGAACAAUUAAUUAAUUUAUUCAUUAUAGUCCUUACAGAUGUGUUAUUCAGAAAUUGUAAAACUGGUAAAUAAUACUCGAAAGUAAAUAUCUUUUCGUUCUCACUUCCACAUUAAACUGACGAAUUGCAGACGAAAUUGCUAACUUUAGCCAAAUAUUGUAUUAGAUGUAAGCCAUUGAAAGUUAAAGUACUGUAAUGUAUUCAGGUGAUUAAAAUAUGAAGCAUUUCAAUUCACAUUCAGGGGCCACA